Messenger RNA from Porites evermanni, 2978 nucleotides. The record is from the annotation of a GenBank genome assembly. Lineage: Eukaryota; Metazoa; Cnidaria; Anthozoa; Scleractinia; Poritidae.
AUGGUUUCUACUGCUACAAUGGCGCCUGUUAUCCAAGACGGCCUUGCACCCAUCACGUACACUGCCUUAAAGAUCAGUUCUGCGAUACCUACCUGCAAGUCUGUAGGAAGGGAGUACGAAGGUGCUAUCACCAACAACAGUGCGGGGCAGCAAACGUCUGCAAGGGUGGGGUGUGUUCAAAGCGGGAGUGCCGUAUGCACAAAGAUUGCCCUGGUAACGACUCUUGCGAAUCGGGAAUCUGUACGAAGUACGAGAGUUACUGUUAUGAGGGAUACAACAACUACUGCAAAUACGGAUAUGCUUGCCUCAACAGUAGGUGUAUUUUUUGUUCAAGCGGCUAAUUUUACUUUUUAUUUGCGGCGCAAGGGUGUGACGUCGCGGUUGCACUGGCAGCCCACUGAUAUGGUCCGGGUUCUUAUCACAGGCGUAAGAUUUAAACUGAUGGUGUCCUCCUUUGAGAUAUUUUUGCGCUCUUGGCAAAAGCUACGUGUACUUGUUCAAUUAGAAAUAAGACUAAUAAAAGCCUUUUGUAAACUUGUAUGAUUUUGCCGAGUCUGGCACUGGCUGCAUGUAGAUGCUUUGCUCUCUGAUUGGCUCAUAGGACUGCCUGCGCAAUUUGUAGCAGGUGACACCUGCCAUUGUGAUUUAGUUUUGGUUUUGCGACACUACAUAGCAAUCACCCUUUUCGACAAAAAAAUUCGGCGUACUUGAACUCCGAUAAUAACCCCCUCAUCCCAGCACGGCUGGUACUCAAAACUCUCCAUUUUGUUAUUUUGGUAGAAAAAUGCACGAAGAAAGAAUGCUCCAAUAACUAUGACUGCAAGAUUGGCAACCAUUGCGCCAAAGGAUUUUGCAAACCUAUAAAGGACUUCUGUAGGAGUGACGGUGACUGUGCUGAAGACCAGUGCUGCGCGGGUAAUGGCGACAGGGGAGGGGUCUGUCGGGACUUACGAAAACCAGGUUCUUGGUGCCCUCUACAGGUAAGAGUCUGUUGAUUUACAUCCCAUGGCUUUGCAAGCUAGUUCAUACCCCUGAAGUGAUUGGUGCAUUCGAUUAAAAUGAUAACCACCUUAGAUUUUACCAACAAGUAAGAAUUGUUUGAACUGUGUUAAAAUAAAAUUCUAUUUAUGCUUGAGUUCCAAGAUAAGUGAUUGUCAAACCUUACUGCUUUCUUGACGUAUUUUUGCCAAACAAAUUCGUUGGGAAAACCAGCAUUUUUUCUUAAAAAUGACUUGUCCACAUGCCGGUCAUGACCUAGUUGCCAUAGGAACCGUCGUUCAACCAGAUUUGCUGAAAUAUGCCUUAGGAAUAAAUAAACAUUCACCGAAGAGAAGAGAUACUGAGUUAGAGCUCUUUUUGAAAAAAAAAGAAAAGUCAGAGAAAAGCAUUUAGGCAGAGGAACUUCAUAUCAUGACCUGAAGACCCGGUCGUUCCUAUAUCAUGAUAGUCCUUUUUCGUGCUAUAUGAAUGAUUAUUUUAAAAUGUACCAUGAUCGACAAAGUUCUGUAUCACGUUUCAAUUAACGCACCCUUUGCAUGGUCGUUCAAAAAUAACGCUCUAACAGUUUGAGUUUGUACUAUAAGGGUUUUUUUAAAACUUCCCGGAGAGGGGUAAGAAUUUUCACUCACACCAUUAAUUUAUUUCUCCUCAGCAAAAUUUGGAGGCCUGUCCAUGUGUGACUGGCUACGUGUGCAACAUAAAAACAAACAUCUACUGGGGUCAAUGUGAGGCCGUCGAUGGCGGAUCGGGGUCUGGAUCCGGAUCGGAGGACUUCUAAACGACAUCAUCACUAGGAAAACAGUUACUAUCAAAACUUUUACUUGGAUUAACACUUUGUUAGGAAGAAACUUCCAAUAAAGUUUUGAAAUUCUGCUAGACCGUGUUUAUUUUAAUUAUAUUGAUCGACUUUAAGGUUUAAGUGCCCUUUAUUAUUUCAAAUAAAACUGUUAAAACUUACUCGACAAUCAUGACAAGUAGCUAUCAUAUUAAACUUAACAUAAGUUCUUACAGCACUGCUGCCAAAGCAUAGAUACACAACUUAGCCAAAAAGAAGUUAGUAGAGACAAAAUGGGAAAAAGUUCUGAAAUAGGAAUUUAUAAAAAAAAUAUAAUAAAAAAAACUAUGGAAAAUGUUCGAAGGCAAUUGCAACUGAUUGAAAUUUAGGACCUAAAACUGCACUUUCUCCCAAAAUUGAGGGGAACUGAAAAUGCGUUUUUAGUUUGCUAUGAUCUGCAAUGCAAGUUUAGAGUCUAUUUUCACUAGUUGUUUUGUCGGAUCCACCAGUUUCAAAAACUAAUUUGAGAUAGUUUUUUUUAGGUAGGGGUGGGGUGGGAAUUCACUGAAGUUAGUAAUGGCAGAGGUUAAGAUAUCAUUGCAAUUUUGUGUUGCUUUCUUAUUCCUCAUCUUUCCCAGGAACUUAAAUCAAAUUUGCUGUGCCAUUAGCAUUAACAUACAGCUCUAGUGUCCCCUUGUAUUUUCUCAUUUUUUGACUAUUGACCGCGCGCUAUUAUAGCGGACUUUAAGAUUCUUGGUCAGUUUGAUGGCACGGCUUACCAAAACUUAGAACUGGCUACUGGCCAGGGCAUUUUGCCGGAAAAUGAAAUAGUCUAGCUCGAGAGUCUAAAUUUCGCCGCGAAAAAAAAUUAUCACUGCUGUGCAUGCAAACUAUUUAUAGACUGAUCUGACUGGGCUGUCUUGAUUAACAGAGUAAACAGUUCUCAGGAAAGGACCAGCCUUGUCAAAGCUGCCCCCAUGCAGAGAAAAACGAGGCUCAUCGGUGUGGCCUUGAAAGAUCCGGACAUGACCAUGGCGGCCGCCGCGGGGAAGCCAUUACACUCGUCACUCGAACAGCAAUUGACAGUGCACUUCUGCACUUCUAUUCCAAAGUACUCGUACCAAACAUCCUUAUUGCAAAUUCUCUCCUUUACAGUGGCGCACUUGGACUGUAUAACGAAGAAAAAUUUGAGUUAAGCGUUUAA